CAGACAGGGAGGGGGAGAGAGACAGACAGGGAGAGAGGAGGCUGGGAUGGAGAGAGAGACGGACAGGGAGAGAGGAGGCCACGAUGGAGAGAGAAAGACAGGGAGAGAGGAGGCUGGGAUGGAGAGAGAGACAGACAGGGAGAGAGGAGGCCACGAUGGAGAGAGAAAGACAGGGAGAGAGGAGGCUGGGAUGGAGAGAGAGACAGACAGGGCGAGAGGAGGCCACGAUGGAGAGAGAAAGACAGGGAGAGAGGAGGCUGGGAUGGAGAGAGAGACAGACAGGGAGAGAGGAGGCUGGGAUGGAGAGAGAGACAGACAGGGAGAGAGGAGGCUGAGAUGGAGAGAGACAGACAGGGAGAGAGGAGGCUGGGAUGGAGAGAGAGACAGACAGGGCGAGAGGAGGCCACGAUGGAGAGAGAAAGACAGGGAGAGAGGAGGCUGGGAUGGAGAGAGAGAGAGACAGACAGGGCGAGAGGAGGCCACGAUGGAGAGAGAAAGACAGGGAGAGAGGAGGCUGGGAUGGAGAGAGAGACAGACAGGGAGAGAGGAGGCUGGGAUGGAGAGAGAGACAGACAGGGAGAGAGGAGGCUGGGAUGGAGAGAGAAAGACAGGGAGAGAGGAGGCCACGAUGGAGAGAGAAAGACAGGGAGAGAGGAGGCUGGGAUGGAGAGAGAGACAGACAGGGCGAGAGGAGGCCACGAUGGAGAGAGAAAGACAGGGAGAGAGGAGGCUGGGAUGGAGAGAGAGACAGACAGGGAGAGAGGAGGCUGGGAUGGAGAGAGAGACAGACAGGGAGAGAGGAGGCUGGGAUGGAGAGAGAAAGACAGGGAGAGAGGAGGCUGGGAUGGAGAGAGACAGACAGGGAGAGAGGAGGCUGGGAUGGAGAGAGAGACAGACAGGGAGAGAGGAGGCUGGGAUGGAGAGAGACAGACAGGGAGAGAGGAGGCUGGGAUUCAGAGAGAGAGACAGACAGGGAGAGAGGUGGCUGGGAUGGAGAGAGAGACAGGGAGUGAGGAGGCUGGGAUGGAGAGAGACAGGGAGAGAGGAGGCUGGGAGAGAGAGACAGACCGGGAGAGAGGAGGCUGGGAUGGAGAGAGAGACAGAUGGGGAGAGAGGAGGCUGGGAUGGAGAGAGACAGGGAGAGAGGAGGCUGGGAUGGAGAGAGAGAGACAGGGAGUGAGGAGGCUGGGAUGAGAGAGAGACAGGGAGAGAGGAGGCUGGGAUGGAGAGAGAGACAGGGUGAGAGGAGGCUGGAAUGGAGAGAGAGACGGAGAGAGGAGGCUGGGAUGGAGAGAGAGACGGAGAGAGGAGGCUGGGAUGGAGAGAGAUAAGAGGAGGGGGAGAGGAGGCUAGGAUGGAGAGAGAGACAGGGAGAGAGGAGGCUGGGAUGGAGAGACAUAAGAGGAGGGGGAGAGGAGGCUGGGAUGGAGAGAGAGACAGACAGGGAGAGAGGAGGCUGGGAUGGAGAGAGAGACAGACAGGGAGAGAGGAGGCUGGGAUGGAGAGAGAGACAGACAGGGAGAGAGGAGGCUGGGAUGGAGAGAGAGACAGACAGGGAGAGAGGAGGCUGGGAUGGAGAUAAACAGACAGGGAGAGGAGGCUGGGAUGGAGAGAGACAGGGAGAGAGGAGGCUGGGAUGAGAGAGACGGGGAGAGAGGAGGCUGGGAUGGAGAGAGAGACAGACAGGGAGAGAGGAGGCUGGGAUGGAGAGAGAGACAGACAGGGAGAGAGGAGGCUGGGAUGGAGAGAGAGACAGACAGGGAGAGAGGAGUCUGGGAUGGAGAGAGAGACAGACAGGGAGAGAGGAGGCUGGGAUGGAGAGAGACAGACAGGGAGAGGAGGCUGGGAUGGAGAGAGAGACAGGGAGUGAGGAGGCUGGGAUGAGAGAGAGACAGGGAGUGAGGAGGCUGGGAUGAGAGAGAGACAGGGAGAGAGGAGGCUGGGAUGGAGAGAGACGGGGAGAGAGGAGGCUGGGAUGGAGAGAGAGACAGGGAGAGAGGAGGCUGGGAUGGAGAGAGAGACAGGGAGUGAGGAGGCUGGGAUGGAGAGAGACAGGGAGAGAGGAGGCUGGGAUGGAGAGAGAGACGGACAGGGAGAGAGGAGGCUGGGAUGGAGAGAGAAAGACAGGGAGAGAGGAGGCUGGGAUGGAGAGAGAGACAGACAGGGAGAGGAGGCCACGAUGGAGAGAGAAAGACAGGGAGAGAGGAGGCUGGGAUGGAGAGAGAGACAGACAGGGAGAGAGGAGGCCACGAUGGAGAGAGAAAGACAGGGAGAGAGGAGGCUGGGAUGGAGAGAGAGACAGACAGGGAGAGAGGAGGCUGGGAUGGAGAGAGAGACAGACAGGGAGAGAGGAGGCUGGGAUGGAGAGAGAAAGACAGGGAGAGAGGAGGCUGGGAUGGAGAGAGACAGACAGGGAGAGAGGAGGCCACGAUGGAGAGAGAAAGACAGGGAGAGGAGGCUGGGAUGGAGAGAGAGACAGACAGGGAGAGAGGAGGCUGGGAUGGAGAGAGACAGACAGGGAGAGAGGAGGCCACGAUGGAGAGAGAAAGACAGGGAGAGGAGGCUGGGAUGGAGAGAGAGACAGACAGGGAGAGAGGAGGCUGGGAUGGAGAGAGACAGGGAGUGAGGAGGCUGGGAUGGAGAGAGACAGGGAGAGAGGAGGCUGGGAGAGAGAGACAGUCCGGGAGAGAGGAGGCUGGGAUGGAGAGAGAGACAGACAGGGAGAGAGGAGGCUGGGAUGGAGAGAGACAGGGAGAGAGGAGGCUGGGAUGGAGAGAGAGACAGGGAGUGAGGA
Oncorhynchus keta (chum salmon) is the source of this 2794-nucleotide messenger RNA. RefSeq names its product cilia- and flagella-associated protein 251-like. Lineage: Eukaryota; Metazoa; Chordata; Actinopteri; Salmoniformes; Salmonidae. The record is from RefSeq and is a predicted model, not a curated record. The transcript has 2 exons. The coding region runs from base 47 to 1180 and encodes 377 amino acids.